UGCAUAGUGUUAUUUUAUCGUUAGGGUUAGACUUAACAAAGUGUGUCUCUCUGGCUACCGAUGGGGCAAGUGUUAUGAUGGGAAAAAAGACUGGUGUAGGCGUCCAAAUGAAAGCCAAAUUUUCUCCAUACAUGACACAAACCCACUGCAUUGCUCAUAGAUUGAACCUGGCAAUAGGUGAUGCCAUUAAGAAGAAUGAAACUUUGAAAAAAUUUAAACAGAUGUUUGAAACUUUGUACCAUUUCAUGUCUGCAUCAACUUUACGGAUUAAUAAACUUAAGGCUGUGCAGGAUAUACUUAAUGAACCUGAAAUAAGUAUUAAGGAGCCUCAUUCAAUCAGAUGGUUAGGGCUUAAAAAAGCUGUAGAAGCUGUAUAUGAUUGUUAUGGUGCCUUGUUAGUAACUCUUUCAUCAUUUGCUUGUGACAAUCCAACUGCAAAGGGACUUCAUAAAUAUUUUUCCACAUACAAGUCAGCAUUACUGAUAGGAUUAAUGAUGGACAUACACACAGAACUGGGUGUACUAUCAUGUGAGUUACAACGCCAAAGCCUUGUCUUCUCAGAUGUUUAUCCACUUCUCGAAGGAACAGUUGGAAAGUUGGAAUAUAUGAAAGAGCAUGAUGGUAAUGGUUUACAUGAAAUGAAAGACAGCAUCGAGUUUAAAACUCAGUCAGAUGAUGAGGGAGAACCAAAGCCAUUUUAUAAGGGUGAAAGUUUGAAAUAUUAUAAAAAAGGUAACUCUGAUUCUGAAUUUCAAGCUGUGAAAAAUGAUUACAUUGACAGUUUAGCCAGAAAUAUUAAGAAAAGAAUCAGUAAAGUUGACUGUAAUGUUUUAUGUAGUUUAGGACUCUUGCUGGAACCUGCCUCUUAUAGUACAGAAUGUGAUAAUGCUGUAGAGUAUGUAGCACAAAUGUAUGGUACACAUAAAGUAACAAAGAAAACAGUUGAAGAUGUUGUAAUAGAAACUCCUGUUGACCCCUUACUUAAUGGUGAUGAACUGAAAACUGAAUGGCAAGGCAUUAAAGCAAUGGUAACUGGGUGUUAUAAAUCAUUGUCACUAAAGGCAUUUUGCAGAAAGAUUAUUCAGAGUUCACUGUCAACAAGCUAUCCCAACUUUGCAAAGCUGGCUGAAAUUGGACUCUGCAUGGAAGUCACCAGUGUAGAAUGUGAGCGGACAUUUAGUGCACAAAACAGACUAAAAAGUAAAUACAGAGCUGCCCUGAAAGAAGAAUCCUUAGAGGCUCUCCUUACUGUGUCACUAAUUGGCCCAACACUCAGCCUGUUUAAGCCAGCAGGCAGUGUGAGGAGAUGGGUUAGGGCAAAGCAGAGAAGGAAAAGGAGGCUAACUGCACCUUACAAGUCAAGAACACUAAAAAACAUUAUGUCUAAAUGUGUAUGAAGUGUAAAUACAUGAUACCAAUAAAUACAAGUGAUCUAAUGAUACAUUUUGUUUGCAGUAUGGUUCCUAAGUUUAGAUGCGGCAAAUUGACUCCCAAGUUCUUAAAACUGAGA
Molecule: messenger RNA, 1510 nt
Organism: Ruditapes philippinarum (Manila clam)
Lineage: Eukaryota; Metazoa; Mollusca; Bivalvia; Venerida; Veneridae
Product: zinc finger protein 862-like
Exons: 2
Coding region: 75-1397 (440 amino acids)
Molecular function (GO): protein dimerization activity
Source: RefSeq, a predicted model, not a curated record